GUGAUAACAAACAAUUUAUUACAUUUGGCCCACAUUUGUUUGAGAUAAAAUUCGAUGUUUUUGAAUUAAAUGAGAAAUAAUCGUUGAAUCGUAGUACGAAAUUCGAUUGAACGGAAACUCUUGGCCAAUGCGAUGCAUUGAGUUGAUCGUCACUUCUUUCCUGUGCAGUGGUGUGAUUGCUUUUGCUUCACCGAAACCAUACCAAGUACAUGCACAAGUGUACUGUUGCCGUUGUUGCUGUAUAUUGGAUGGAGAUGCUUGUUUCUCUGUCGUCGGUUGUGUGUUUCGUUUUGUUUGUGUCGGCCCGGUGUACGGUGUGAUUGAAAACAGUCGGUGCGUGUUAUUCAGUAUUUACGUGUCGACCAGUUCGGUUGUGGAACGUUUUUAGUGUGUGUAUAGUAUUUCGUUUCUCAUCUGUUUACCGAUUUUCUAGUAGCGCGCUAUCGUGUGUUCUUCGCGAUUUAUUUGUUCCGUUCUGUUGCUCGUUUAGCCAGUCGAACGCAAUGCAAUUUGAAUUUGAAACAAAAGACAGGAAUGAACAGGUGCCGUAGACCAAAUUCAAAUGUGAAUAACUGUCGAAAAAAAAAUUUCAUUAUAAAAAAAAAUAUGUAUAUGAUUUGAUUGAAUCAAAACGCCGUCGACAAUCAAAUUGUGGUGAAUCCAAUGAAAAAUGAAUGCAGUCGAACUGAAAUCGAAAGAAAAAAAAUAGAAAUCAUAGAAGAAAAUAAAAGAGAGAAAAAAAUCGCAAGAACUGUGUGUAUGCGGUGAAUUGUGACAGCGACGUAUCGCAUCAAAUUCAAUCUACCGGUUUGCCAAUCGGCGAUUAUGUUUAUUUGAUUCGUUUGAUUAUAGUUUCGUUUACGACAACUGAUUCUAAUAUUGAAAUAAUAGAAGGCAAUAAUAACAACAACAGCCAAAGCCGACGGAGAAAGAUAUAAAAAAGAGAUAGAACAAAAUAGAAACCGAUCAACUUUGUUGGUGUUUUUGUGAGUGUGAAUAGAAUUCUUGAGAGGAAAAAAAAACGAAGAUAGACAAGAUUAGAUUCAAUUAUUACAAUUUUUAAUUAGAUGUGAGUCGGCUUGAUUCAAAUCAAUCGUAAGCCAGUUGACAUUGAUUGUUUAUAACGUGUUCGUUCUGACGAAAGGAAAAUAAAGUGAGAAAAUUAAAGUAUGUUGACACCAUCGGCAAAUCAAAACAAUUAAUUGUUCUUUGAACUAACGUGAAAUUGCAAAUCAACGCAAAUACCAGCGCCAAAUUGAAAGCAGAACAUUCUCUCAGUACAACGAGCCAAAGUGAGCGAGAAAAGAAGAAAAAAAAUGGAAACAAAUUUGCAAAGCAGUGAGGUGCGCAUACCGAAAACACCGCAAUCAACGGGCUCGGUGUGUCCACAGUUUAAGAGUACAUUUGCACGAUCAUUGUCCUUCAAUACAAACACGCCGCCAAAUAAACCGUUAGAUUUUGAAAUCAGUUUUCGCAUCGCUCAAAAUGUGGACCAUUCACAAACGAAUUUGUCAACCACCGCCGCCACGGUGCCACAGUCGCACAAAGUCGUUGACGAAAUUGACGAAGAUUUCGAGGAAUUUAUGCGAAACUCCCCAUUGAAGCAAUCACUGCAAAAUUUAUCGGGCAAAUCAACAACACCAACGACGCCGCCAACGCGCAAAAAUGCCAUUGCAUCGCGUGUAUUCAACACAACCUGUUCCGGACGACAUCGAUAUCAGGACACGCAAGGGAAUAAAUCAUGUUCACCCGAAAUUGAAUUGCUUCGUUUGCGAAAGGAAUGUCAAAAUUUGUUGGAAGAGAAUCGCCGUUUGGUCAACAGAAAUGGGUCAACCGAGAUUAUACACGGCCAAGACACAUUGCUGCCAACCACAAACAAUUCCGUCGAAGAAGCCGUUCUCCAAACACAGAUCGAGACUCUACAAUGGCAGUUGACUCAGGUUGAAUCCAGUCGCCAAAUGUAUCAUGCUCUGAUGGAAGAGGUGGUACGAUUUUUAGAGCGAUGCUAUCAAAGUAUUGAGUCCAUGCAAAAGAAUAACAAAAUUGCACGAUCACGAAGCAUCAACCACAUGUUUAUCGAACAAUCGGCUCAAUCGACGGCGGCGACGGCGGCAAAAACGGAACGUCGCAUUAGCGACAUUGGAUCUCUGCGAAGCAACCUCAAUAUCGCUUCCGAUAAAACCGGUACAAGUGCAUCGACAACGGAAAAAGACCAGCUGAACGAAUCGUUUGCCUCAUCCAUCACAACAGCAACAACCAACAGCACCGAUUCGUAUAACAAUUUUACCGAUUUUACGUGGCGACGAUCCCCAAAGAAAUCACCACAAAAAGGAUUGAAUGAUGAUGAUGCUGAAAAAUUGUCUCAGGAAGCAUUCCGUCUGUAUCGAACGGCACAGAAUUUGCUGAAUCUCAAAGAGCCCAUUCUCAGUGAAUCAAAGUCAAUGCAAUCAUUUCACCGGAAUUCAUUGUCCGAUCUGAAGACCACGGGAUCGUAUGCCGGGCCAACAACAUUACAACGCAAACUGAAAUCACGUGAAAGCCAUAAUUCGUAUCAAAGCAACAGCACCAGUGACGGAUCAGUCCAUUCAAAUUCAUCAUCGAUUCGAACCGAAACGGAUGAAGAAAUCCAUUUGGAUGGCCGUAGCAAUGGUCUGCCUGUGCUCAAUGGCAACACAAUUCGAAGAACGAGCGCAAGUAUUCCGGACAAAUACAGUCCAGCUGCUGAAAUGGAGGCGAUGACAUUGGGCAAGGAUCGCAUUAAAUCGGUUGCCAGCAGCUCGGCGGACGAUGAAAGUGGCUUCAGUUCGAUGAAUUCAUUUCACCAUGAACCGAAUCCAACAUCAAUGUUGCCACCAUUAGCACUCAAUUCAACCAUGCUCUCGAACCAAAUCUCAUUGGAAGACGAUGCUGGCGGCAAACCGAAUCACCACCAUCAUAAUCAUCAUGAUGUACUUAAACCUGAACCACUCAAUGGCAACACAUUCAAUUUGAUUCAAUCCGAAAUGAAAUCACUUCCGCCCGUUCUGCACAGAAGAUUCGAUUCAGCGCCACCAAUUCCGCCAAAAAAGAAGCUCACCACAUUCACAUCGCUGAAAAAUGAAAACAGCCCCGACAAAGCAACCGGAAUACAUGUUCUGUGGGUGUAAUGCUGUUAGUUGCGACGGGUUUUGCCACACAAAACUUCCUAAUUUUAUACCAAUCAGAUUCUUCUUACAUUCUUACUUACUUCUCUCUUUUUAUAAUUUCAUUCGUAGCGUUUAGACUUGAUUUUAACAGAAUUUUUUCACAUUAGACAAUUUACAUUAAUUUAAUUUCUCUCUCUUCAUAGUGAUACAAAAACAAUUUAUUAUUAUUAGUACAUUUAGUUCCAUGUUCAAUUCGUGAAUAAUAAAAACGCAAAUAGGGCCUCGGUCGUUUUGGAAUUGUUUCUUGUACGAAAGUUUAUUCCAUCAAUUCGUUACAACCUUACAACUGUUCCGAAGCGACGACACAAAUACACAAGAGUCUAUCGUUGAUUUAUGUUGAUUUUUAGAUGAAAAAUUUGUUAGAAAUACAAAAAAUUUUUAAAUGUUAAGUGAAGUUAGCAAGAAAACAGGGCCGAAAUACAAGAAAGCACACAAAACACAAUAAA
Molecule: messenger RNA, 3631 nt
Organism: Sitodiplosis mosellana (orange wheat blossom midge)
Lineage: Eukaryota; Metazoa; Arthropoda; Insecta; Diptera; Cecidomyiidae
Exons: 6
Coding region: 1317-3146 (609 amino acids)
Source: RefSeq, a predicted model, not a curated record